Molecule: messenger RNA, 3869 nt
Organism: Scleropages formosus (Asian bonytongue)
Lineage: Eukaryota; Metazoa; Chordata; Actinopteri; Osteoglossiformes; Osteoglossidae
Gene: l3mbtl1b
Product: L3MBTL histone methyl-lysine binding protein 1b
Exons: 24
Coding region: 907-3534 (875 amino acids)
Biological process (GO): negative regulation of DNA-templated transcription
Cellular component (GO): nucleus
Molecular function (GO): chromatin binding; zinc ion binding; histone binding
Source: RefSeq, a predicted model, not a curated record
AGAUACGUACAGUGUGUGUGACAGAGCAGAGGAGGGGGAGAGUGAGCGCCGCGGCGAUGCUAACGAGCUAACGCUACUAGCGCGCCCGCAUUCUCUGACAGGGAAAGUGCCUCGAAAAAGCGGCUCGCGCGGGAAAAAGGCGAAAGAACGUGGCAUUGACCGUGUUCAGCUUGUUUCGCGCCCCAACGGCGGUGGCGCGCGUGCCGCGGGCGCGUGCGGUCAUGAUUUGCGAUAGUUUGAAGGUGUUGGGGGGGGCCUCUUCCUCCCCUCCGCCAUUUUGUUCGUGAGGAGCUCUAAUAAUGGGCGCUGAUGCGUCUCACUUCAUUGAUAAUAAGAGCCUUUCGCGGGCAAACACUCCUCAAAGCGGCACAAAACUCGUUUCGUCGCUCGCGCGUUGCGCUUUCAGCCUCGCAUUUAUUCGCCGGCUCGCGGACGAAAGGUCCACGAGAAUUUUGAAGUCCGCGUCAGGCCGUGGACGCAAUGCCAGCGUUAACGUUAAAGAUAAAAGUUUUGCGCGCGGCUCCGGCACACAAAACACGCCGAGUUGAUGGAUUUUAAACUCGUCCUCGGGUUUGAGUUGUCCGUGCGCGGCCGAGCGGCGCUUUGAGGGAAAUAGCGCAAAAAUACGCGAAAGCGAGUCUUGUUGUUUUAAUUUGUUUUUCCACGUGUUUUCGAGGCGUUCGCCGCUCUCAGUACGCGAGACGCAGCCCACGUCUCAUUGUUUUGACCUUCGUCCGUCGCUACUCCGCUUCUCAGUAUGAAAUAUUAAAUGUUUUUGUUCCCGAAUAAAGCACUUCGCCGUAAUUCGAACGCAGCAGGCGCCCCCUUGUGGAGCCCGGGUGUAUUUCACGUUGGAGUCUCGGCUCUCGGUAAAACUUUUGGCAGGUAAAAAGGAGAUUCAGGAAAAUGACAGACACUCCGCCCACCGAUGCCCCUGCCGCAGGGGGAGACUUUGAUAUGAUGAGUGCUCUUGACUGGAAAGAUGGGAUUGCUACACUCCCUGGGAGUGACAUAAAGUUCAAGAUGACUGAGUUUGGGACGUUAGAGAUGGUGACGGACCUGGAUUUGUAUGCAAAGCAGCAGGGUGAGGAUGUUGCAGAUACUCAACCUCACGACCCCUCCCCAUCCCACAGUCCAACCCCUCCACCUGAAAACCUAGAUGCUGACCCAGCAAUCCCAGUGGAACCUGAAGUAGCUCCCCAGGCUGCAGAACAGACCCAGAGUCCUGUGGCCUUAGAAGAGGCCCCCAGUGUAGAGGUGGCUAGCUGUGGGUCCUGCGGGGUCUCUGGCUCCCAGGAGAGUUUCCUUCAGGCCAAGUUCUGUGGCCCAGUCUCCGCCCAUCCAUCUCCUAGCAGGUCGAUCCCAGUUGAGACGAGAGACAAGGUUGGGCCGACAGUGGUUCCCGCAGUGGAGGGCGACAGGUUAGGAAAACGCAUAAGAAGGAAAAGGAAAAUGUACAUGGAUUCAGGAGACGAGGAUGAAGAAAACCCAGAAGAGGAGGAGGAAAAACUCAAGGCUUGUAAAGGAAGACGAGCUGCCAAACUGGCAAGGCUGGUAACUGCCCCACCUGCGAAAAAGAAAGCCUGGAGCUGGGCAGCUUACCUGGAAGAGGAAAGAGCGAUUGCUGCCCCUGCCAAACUUUUUAAGGAGCACCAGUCAAUCCCGCAGAGUCGUAACGGCUUUAAGGUGGGGAUGAAACUAGAGGGCCUAGACCCCUGCCACCCAUCCCUGUUCUGUGUGCUUACUGUAGCUGAGGUCCAGGGAUACAGGAUACGUCUGCAUUUUGAUGGCUACCCUGAGUGCUAUGACUUCUGGGUAAAUGCAGAUUCCUGGGAUGUGAAACCAGCAGGCUGGUGCGAAAAGAAUGGGCAUAAGCUGCUACUCCCUAAAGGCUGCAAAGAGGGGGAGUUCAACUGGAGCACCUAUGUGAAGAACUGCCGAGGCCAGAUUGCCCCAAAGCACCUUUUCAAGAGUCUGAACACGUCAGUGACGCCCUCUGGAUUCCGGCCGGGAAUGAAGCUAGAAGCAGUGGACAGGAAGAAUCCCUCUCUGAUCUGUGUGGCUACCAUUACUGCCGUUGUUGACAACCGCCUCCUCAUCCACUUUGACAACUGGGACGACUCCUAUGAUUACUGGUGUGAUGCCAGUAGCCCCUAUAUUCACCCAGUGGGGUAUUGUGAAGAGGCAGAAUUCACCCUUACCACACCAGCUGAAUACAAACAUCCAAAGAGCUUUUCCUGGGAAAAGUACCUGGAGGAAACUGGUUCACAGGCAGCCCCUGCCCGGGCAUUCAAACAGAGACCUCUUCAUGGGUUCCAAGUGGGCAUGAAGCUGGAGGCUGUGGACAAGAGGAAUCCCAUGCUGAUCCGUGUGGCCACUGUUGCAGAUACAGAUGACCAUCGGGUUAAGAUCCACUUUGAUGGUUGGAGUAAAGAGUAUGAUUACUGGGUGGAAGUGGACAGCCCAGAUAUUCACCCAAUGGGCUGGUGUCAGAAGACCGGUCACCCUCUCCAGACCCCACAUGGUUCAACGGAUGCCUCGAUGCUCCUGGGACAGGGCUGUCCCACAGCAGGGUGCAAUGGAGUGGGCCACAUUCGGGGGCCCCGCUAUGGGACACACUACACGGCUGUUAGCUGUCCGUACUCAGAGAUGAAUCUGAACAAGGAAGGCCUGAUUCCAGACCGCCUGAGUGGAGAGCGACCCAUGGUGCAGGCAGGGCCCCAUCGGGGAAAGCGAUCAGAACCUCCAACACCCACUUCUACCACCCCUGAGCUGCCGGAAGGACCAGAUGACUCGCCCCAGUCCAGCACGGGCAGGAAGUCAUGGAGUGGUGAGGGAGAGCGCUCUGGUCGCAGCAGCGCUCAAAGCCUUUCGGAGCCCUUGCCCUGUGGAGAGGAGUGUCCAGGCAGCAUGGGGGAGCACAGCCAUAAUGGCACAAGGCCCAGAAAGUCUGGAGCCCUUCCCAAGUGUCUGAAGCUGCACUUCGUCAAGCAGGAGGUUGGAGACGGAAAAGAUGGCCCAAUAAGCCUGCAGCAGGCACUGCACGAGUCGGUUUUUGCUCCGUCCUGCUCCUCCAGCCCCACGCAGCGCAUUCAGAUGUGCUGGGAGAAGCAUUGCAAACUGCUGCCUGAGGUGCUGGGCCUCACUGCCAAGAGGGUGGCCAAGUGGAGUACAGAGGAGGUGGCAAGUUUUGUCCGAGGUCUGCCGGGCUGCAAGGAUCACGCAACUGUUUUCAGGAAUGAGCAGAUAGACGGCGAGGCUUUCCUCCUCCUCACUCAGGCAGACAUCGUCAAGAUCCUCAGCAUUAAGCUGGGCCCUGCGCUCAAGAUAUACAACUCCAUUCUCAUGUUCAAGAGUGCAGAUGAAGAUUCAUUAAGCAGUGUGACGACGGCGCAGCUGAUGAUGCCGAAUCCCGCUGUGCCCAGCAGACUGACUGCCAAGGCCCUGGCCUCUGUUCCUCCGAUACACUUAAACCUUGUAGUGGAACCGGCAGUCAUCCGUGAAAGACGACUUCCAGGUGCCAAAACGAAGUAAAGCACAUACUGGACAGGCCGAGGGCUUCGCAUCGAGCACGAGUUCGUUCUUGGACCAUAUGGUGGUGGGUUUGGGCCGAUGGACAGCGAGGCCUCCUGCAUGAGGAGCGCACAACACAAUCCCAACAUCACCUUACGCUGCUUAGCUCAUGUAUAAAUUCUGAACAAAAAUAUAUUACCAGUCACAUUUUGCUGUCUUUAAAAAAAAAAGCAUUGGGGUGCCCAGUGCUCACAAAGUCACCUGCCUGAGUUUGUCAUUUCCUAAUCGCUUGUUUUAUGUUUUAUUUCGUUGCAUUGCAACAUGUGCAGAAGAACAUGGUAAAAGAUGGGGGAGGG